This is a messenger RNA of Tauraco erythrolophus (red-crested turaco), 398 nucleotides long. The record is from RefSeq and is a predicted model, not a curated record. NCBI's taxonomy places the organism in Eukaryota, Metazoa, Chordata, Aves, Musophagiformes, Musophagidae.
UUGGCGGCCAGCUGCGGUGGGCAUCAUCCUUCUCCCAGUCGGGCCCGACGGAGAGCGACCCCAACGAGGGACAGGUCUUCCUCAGCGAGAGCUGUGUGAAGGUAGGGGCCCCAGGAGGCAGCUCGGAAGGCUCAGAGUUUCUCAGACUGCAGGUGGAAGGAGGUGGCUGCUCUGGAUUCCAGUACAAGUUUUCCUUGGACACAGUUAUCAAUCCUGAUGACAGGGUGUUUGAACAAGGUGGUGCCCGUGUGGUCGUGGACGUGGACAGCCUGGCCUUCGUGAAAGGUUCCAUGGUGGACUUCAGCCAGGAGCUGAUUCGCAGCUCCUUCCAGGUGGUGAGCAACCCCCAGGUAGAGAAGGGUUGCUCAUGUGGGACUUCCUUCUCUGUCAAAUUCUGA